AUGGCUCAACCAGGAGGCCUCCUCCGGACAGUCCUCGAGGACACGCCGCAUCCAAGAGUUGUUCUCUCAUCCAUCGUCGGGCUCAUAUUCCUGGUAAUAUGGCUCCGGCGCCUCAACAUCUCGGCCAUGCGCAAGAUCCCGGGUCCGCCGCACCUCAAGCUAAGCACGGCCAUGGUCAAAUACCACGAGUUUGUUGGCACCAAGAGCCGCUGGAUCCACGAUCUCCAUCUUCGAUACGGACCUGUCGUCCAGAUCGGGCGUAACGAAGUUUCUUUUGCCAGCUAUACCUCAUCGAAGCAGAUCUACAGCAAUGGCAACAAGGACUUCCGCAAGACGGAGCUGUACCAUCUUUUCGAGCAGGACGGCCACAUUAACCUGUUCACUGCGCUGGACCCUGAAAAGCAUAGCGACAUCCGCCGCCAGUUCGCCGAUAGGUACUCGAACACGACCGUCCUCCGCUCCAAAGUCCUCGAUUCCAUUACCGAGCGUGCCUCCGCAUUUGCUAGGGUCUGUUCCAGCACAGACUCUGCUGAUGUUUAUCUCUACCUUCAUGCCUACGCCUUGGACUGUGUCACAGCCAUGCUGUUUCAUCCCUACGGCACCGAUUCACUGGUUGGUGACAAGGAUAAAGAAAUGGUUCGCCUCCUGUCUUAUUCCAGCUCCCGUGAAAGUAGGUUACAUCUUCGCCACUGUGUCCCCAGGGUUACUGACAAUCUACCAGGUUUCUAUCUCGACCAUUACUCCCCGAUUCUCGCCAAAGUCUGGCGCGCCAUCGGUCCUCGGUCCAAGAACAUCGAAAAGGGGGGCGCAAUGAUCCGAGAGUUUGUUCGUGAGUGCAUGGCCAAGGAUGGUCUUUCAGACUUUACUCUUGCAACCAGGCUUUUGAGUUUGGACAACAUGGACAUGAAACUGGCCGAAGCUGAGUGCCUAGACCACAUCGGCGCCGGCAUUGAAACCACUGGCGAUACCCUUUGUUGGUUGAUGUGGGAGCUAUCGCAGCCAAAGCAUUGGGACAAGGUGACCCGGCUUCACAACGAGCUGGUCAAUGCCGACCCCAAAAAGGGCCUCGAAGUUCUCCCCUAUCUCGGUGCCGUAGUCCAGGAGGCCCUGCGUCUGUGGGCCCCAGGAACUCUUCCAUUGCCUCGGUACGUGCCCAAGGGGGGUAGACACAUCGAUGGCUACUUUCUACCAGCCGAUAUCAUCGUUGGCUGCACCUCAUACAGCAUGCAUCGACUCGACACAAGCAUCUUCCCCGACGCAGAUGAGUUUGUGCCCGAGAGAUGGCUAGACUCUGCAGGAAACACUGACCGACAGCGGCUCUUCUUUGCCUUUGGCCUCGGUGCCCGUACGUGCAUUGGAAAGCACCUUGCCAUAGCCGAGAUGAAGGCUUGUUUGAACGCAGUCUACUCUCAAUAUCGGACGCGGCCAGCGCAUGAUAUGCGCUCCAGUAUGGGACCCGAAGAUGUGGUCUUGACUUCUCGGCCGAUUGGCAUGUGUUGCAAGUUGGAAUUCGUGCCGUGGGAUAUUGCCCUCGAGCUUCCUCGCGAGGGAUCCCCCUCCGAGCAUGUUUGA
This is a messenger RNA of Fusarium falciforme, 1572 nucleotides long. RefSeq lists its product as hypothetical. Lineage: Eukaryota; Fungi; Ascomycota; Sordariomycetes; Hypocreales; Nectriaceae. Gene Ontology annotation, molecular function: oxidoreductase activity, acting on paired donors, with incorporation or reduction of molecular oxygen; monooxygenase activity; iron ion binding. The record is from RefSeq and is a predicted model, not a curated record. The coding region runs from base 1 to 1572 and encodes 523 amino acids. The transcript has 5 exons.